Messenger RNA from Salvelinus fontinalis (brook trout), 4329 nucleotides. RefSeq names its product cryptochrome circadian regulator 2 (gene cry2). Gene Ontology annotation, cellular component: cytoplasm; nucleus. The transcript is spliced from 12 exons. NCBI's taxonomy places the organism in Eukaryota, Metazoa, Chordata, Actinopteri, Salmoniformes, Salmonidae. Bases 177 to 1988 code for a protein of 603 amino acids. Gene Ontology annotation, biological process: entrainment of circadian clock by photoperiod; negative regulation of DNA-templated transcription; circadian regulation of gene expression. The record is from RefSeq and is a predicted model, not a curated record. Gene Ontology annotation, molecular function: FAD binding; DNA binding.
GAAGAGAGAAGAAGAAAGUGGUUACGUAGUCGUGCUUUGGAUUCGUCCGUUCCACAUUUCUUGUUGUUGUUGACAUGGCUCAAAGCGUGCCUGUUACAUCGUAAAAUGAAGACAUUUUAGGAUUUAUCUUGAUUAAAUUUGUUAUUUUUGGUAUUACUAUGGACUAGCUUGGAAUCAUGGUUGUGAAUUCAGUGCAUUGGUUUCGUAAGGGACUGCGGUUACACGAUAAUCCGGCUUUACAGGAAGCUCUAAAUGGCACGGACACUGUGCGAUGUGUUUAUAUUUUGGAUCCGUGGUUUGCUGGUUCCGCCAACGUCGGCAUCAACAGAUGGAGGUUUCUGCUGGAGUCUUUAGAGGACCUGGACAGCAGUUUGAGGAAGCUGGAUUCUAGGCUGUUUGUGGUGCGAGGCCAACCUGCUAACGUGUUUCCCAGUCUCUUUAAGGAGUGGAACGUCACCCGGUUGACCUUUGAGUAUGACUCUGAGCCCUAUGGGAAGGAGAGAGAUGGAGCCAUCAUUAAAAUGGCCCAGGAGUUUGGAGUGGAGACCAUCGUGAGGAAUUCUCACACACUCUACAACUUGGACAGGAUCAUUGAGAUGAACAACUGCCCUCCACUCGCGAUCAAGAAUCACCCGAUCGUUGAGAUGAACAACGGCAGUCCUCCGCUGACCUUCAAGAGGUUCCAGGCCUUAGUGAACAGGCUAGAGCUGCCUAUGAAUCCCCUGCCCACCAUCACACAAGAACAGAUGGGCAGUUGUCGGACGAAGAUCGCUGAAAACCACGACGAACACUACAGUGUCCCCUCUCUGGAAGAGCUUGGAUUCAAGACUCAAGGCCUGGACCCUGCGGUGUGGAAGGGAGGGGAGUCUGAAGCACUAGAGAGACUCAACAAACACUUAGACAGAAAAGCCUGGGUAGCUAGCUUUGAGCGAGCCAGGAUCAACAUGUGUUCGCUGAUCGCCAGUCCCACGGGCCUCAGCCCCUAUCUACGCUUUGGAUGCUUAUCAUGUCGAGUCUUCUACUACAACCUGAGGGAACUCUACAUGAAGUUGCGGAAGAAUUGCAGUCCCCCGCUCUCUUUAUUCGGCCAGCUCCUGUGGAGAGAAUUCUUCUAUGCAGCGGGAACCAACAACCCUAACUUCGACCGGAUGGAGGGAAACCCCAUCUGUGUUCAGAUCCCCUGGGACCAUAACCCUGAGGCCCUGGCCAAGUGGGCAGAGGGGAGCACAGGCUUCCCCUGGAUAGACGCUAUCAUGACCCAGCUGAGGCAGGAGGGCUGGAUCCACCACCUGGCCAGACACGCUGUGGCCUGCUUCCUGACUCGGGGAGACCUGUGGAUAAGCUGGGAGAGUGGCAUGAGGGUGUUUGAGGAGCUGCUCCUGGAUGCAGACUGGAGUGUGAACGCAGGCAGCUGGAUGUGGCUAUCCUGCAGUGCCUUCUUCCAGCAGUUCUUCCACUGUUACUGCCCUGUGGGCUUCGGAAGGAGGACAGACCCCAGCGGAGACUACAUCAGGCGCUACAUUCCUAAGUUGAAGGACUAUCCCAACCGAUACAUCUAUGAGCCGUGGAGAGCCCCAGAGUCUGUCCAGAAGGCAGCCAACUGCAUCGUGGGAGUAGACUACCCCAAGCCCAUAAUCAACCACACAGAGGGCAGCAGGCUCAACAUAGAGAGAAUGAAGCAGGUCUACCAGCAACUCUCCCACUACAGAGGCCUCAGUCUCCUGGCAUCUGUGCCCACCAUUCAGGAAGAGGCGGAGCCUCCCCCGACAGACGACUCUCAGGCCAGUAGCAGCACCUGUGAGUCACCCCCACACACCUCGUCUGCCCAGUCCAACACUCUGAAGAGAGGCAGGCCUUCCGAACCACAAAGCACCCAGACGUGCACCCACACAAAACAGCAGCACACCAGCACUGUCAAAGGAGACCAGGAGCAGCAACAGGAGCAAUGGGAGGAACAGUCAGAGCAUCAGCCAGUGGAUCUGCAGUGACACACGGAUCUUGCCAUGUGGGAUGGUGUAUGACAGAAGGACAUGGCAGAAGACUUCUGAUGUCCUGCGCUCACCCCUAUCCUUGUGGCAAGACUAGUCACUUACAUAUAUGCACACACACACACACACACACACACACACACACACACACACACACACACAGAGCGUUUUUACAAACCAUAACCACUUUAUAAAAUCUAAGAAUAACAGCAACUCCAGAUCAGUGUUAAAAACAGUACCAUACUGGCUAAUAAUGUAUGUGUAUACAGCAAGGUUACAAUGAGUUUGUUAUAAGAAGGUUAGUGCUUACACCUUUCAGCUUUCCUAAUCUAGCAUUUAAAAAAUUCAAAACAUUUACCACAACAUUUUAUUAGUAAGACUGCAAUAGACCCUCAAAGAUACUAACCUUAGAGUUAAGAACUCACCGGGCAGUCUCAACCUGGGGAAAAUGUUUUAAAUCUCCAAAAAAUAAACGCAUAAUAACAAAACACAUGCAUGUAAAUACGCAGGUCAUGUGGUCUAUAAAGAUUUGAUAGGAUUUUUAUGUGCAUUUCAAAGAUGUUGAUAUGUGUUGUGAACAACCUCCAUUCUCAACAUGUUCGUGUCUCUGGUUCCACUGUCCAUAUAUCUGUUUGCUAUUUUGCUGUAUGUUAUUUUGACUUCUAUCACAAUGACGUGAUUGGUCUGUAAACUAAUAUUUUGCCUGUGGCAGAGAAUAUAUAUUAUCAAUCAGUGAAAUAACCAAAAAAAUGUUGGUGCCCUUCAUUAAAACUAUAGAGAAUCACAUUCUAUCAAACCUUACUGGAAUUGAACGGCACCCAGCUGUUUCUACCCACCAUGGGUAGUGAGGCUGCGACCACACACGGAUGAAAAAUGCAUAUGCAUUCGUCACUGUCCGUUCACCUCAUUUAAACUUCUCACAUAAGUUGCUUAUGUAAAAUAAAUGUACGGACAAAACUGCUGAUAGACAUUUCUCAUUUCUGUAGCACAUCAACCUACAGAAAGUCCUUUUGGCUCAAUAUGUUUUAGAUUUUGUGAAUCCAUCGAUCGGACUUCAACACUACAACACUAUAGUUAAUGAUAAUGCUGUCUACUAAUACAAUAAUUGUAACGACCUGGGUGUCGGGGGGGUGCGAAGUCAAACGCAGGAGACAGCAGAGCUUCAAUAAGUUGAGUCUUUAAUCCCCAACUGUCCAACACAAAUGUCCAACACGGACGAACUGGGUGAACAUACACUACGGUCCAACGACACGAGCAACAAUCCCAGUCCACAAAUACAAUCUCCACUCCCGAAAUCCAAAAGGUAUACAAAGUAACAAUCCCGCACAAAGACGCCUACGGGCUGGCUGACAAAUAAAGCCAUACUAAUUACCCACUUAACUGAACACAGGUGUAACAAAUAAACACAUAAGGAGGGGGGAGGAAAAAGAGUCAGUGGCAGCUAGUAGGCUGGUGACGACGACCGCCGAGCGCCACCCGAACGGGAAGGAGAGCCUGCCUCGGUUGAAGUCGUGACAAUAAUGACUUGUUUCAAUUAAAUACCAUUUGUUUAAAGGAUGUAUAUUAGUUCCUGCUAUAUUCUGUGUUUAUCAGCCUUGUGUAUCUCUUUCUUUUUUAUAUAUGAUGGUUAAAUAUAUCUUUGUCAAAACAAACAUGACUUUCCCUAAAACCUUGGUAGCGUUAAGAUCAUUUUAAGUCCCUUGGUAGGCAAUUUGAGGAACAAUGAUCUUGGUGCUACACACAUUUUGGGAAACUCUCCCCAGUGUCGUGGAACUACGCAGAAGGGGAACGAGUUGAGUAGGAAAUAUUAACCGAGACAAACUCCAUUUAUAUUUUCCAUUAACAGUCACCAUCUUCUAAUCGUUUGUCAGUCACCAAAUAUUGUACAUCCCAAGCAAAAGUGUACGUUCACUAUAAUUUAAGUUGCCAUGAUGAUGAGUUUUUUUUGAAUAGUUGUAUUUAUUUGUUUUGAAUUGUACAAAGGAGUUUAUUUUCAUUAAAGCGCUGAUAGAAUUGUGACCCAUUGUUUUAUGGACCUUACUAUCACAUUGUGGAAUUCACUAUUGUAAUGAUGACAAUAACUGUAGAAGAUGUAGUUUGUAAUAAAUGUCAUUGCGUUUUAUAUUUACUGAUAGAUGGAUACAGCCCUUUUUCUUGAGGUUAUGUCAUUUAGCCUUCAGACUGGAGGGCCAUAUGCAGUAGGUUGACACAGGAAUAUACUGGAGGUUAGGUAUCUGGUAGACAGGAUCGUAUUGAAUCUAAGGUCUAGGACUGGGAGAACUAUUGUCGGCUGAUCAUAUCUAUUAAUUGAUGCAACAAAUAAAAAUUCACUCCAACAACC